Molecule: messenger RNA, 12446 nt
Organism: Bacillus rossius redtenbacheri
Lineage: Eukaryota; Metazoa; Arthropoda; Insecta; Phasmatodea; Bacillidae
Product: signal-induced proliferation-associated 1-like protein 2
Exons: 21
Coding region: 423-4550 (1375 amino acids)
Biological process (GO): activation of GTPase activity; regulation of small GTPase mediated signal transduction
Cellular component (GO): cytoplasm
Molecular function (GO): protein binding; GTPase activator activity
Source: RefSeq, a predicted model, not a curated record
CGUGUGUUGUCGUUUGGAUGGUGCUGCUGUUGUGCAAAGCUGGUAGAAAUAUUCUUUAGUGCUUUUAGGUAGUUGAUUGUUGUUACUUGAUGAUACGUGGUGUAUGGCUUGUUUGGAGCGUGUGUUUGUGUUUCUACGUGAGAAAAUAUUUCAAAGUGAUAUAACAUGGAAGGAAUGAUUAGCCUGGUGCUCAAGAACAGUUUAUGAUGAUUUUUAAAUAUUUGCUCUUUUGAGUUGUUUUGUAAAAUCUCGCUUUGCCUUGUAUGACAAAAUAACAGUUAGGUGUUACAACUUCGUAAUACGUACUCCGUUUUGCCUAGCGGAGUGUAUUCAGUGGAAAAUAAUUUUACUGACAUUCAGUUAAACUGUUUUGUGUUCAACGCCAACGCCGUGCCUUGCAGUCCACAGAGAAUCGUGAUGGGAUGAUCGGCGCCGCGAUGCCCGCCGCGACGGAGGCGCCGUACCGCGGGUCGCGGCUGCGGCCGCAGGAGGAGGCGCUGUACCGCAGCAACUCGAGCCUGGAGCUGCUGGCGGGCCAGCACCACCACCAGCAGCAGCAGCUGCAGCAGCAGCAGCAGCAGCAGGAGCCGCGGCGCGAGUACGGCAGCCACGGCUCGCUCGACGUGCUCUCCUCCUCGUCGGACAGCUUCUUCGCCAUGCUGCAGGACUACCGGCCCGCCGUGCUGGGCGCGCUGUGCUCCGACCAGCGCAGCCCGGGUCCCGCCGAGUUCCUCAAGGGCAAGGUGGAGCCGCCGCCGGCCUCGGAGAACGCCUCGAACGCGCUGGCCGAGGAGGGCAUGGCGGCCAGCACGAGCCCCAAGCUGCGCCUGAAGCUGCAGCGGCUGUGGGCGGGCGCUCGGCCGCCGCGACCCGCCGCCGACGACACGCUGGACUCCGGCGAGGAGCGGCUGCGGCGGCGCUGCCUCGCGCACCACGACUGCCAGUCCAUGGCGGCCAGCCUGGGGUGCGCGGCGCGCCUGCGAGGCCUGCUGCUGGGGCGGCGGCGCAACACCGCCACCGGCGCCUCGGCCGCCUCCAUGGUGGGCGCGCGCGCCGCCACGCCCGAGGGCGCGCCCGAGCCCGACGAGGACCCGGGGGACGGCCGCGGCAACCACCUGCUCGAGAGCUGUCCCUUCUUCCGCAACGAGGUGGGCGGCGAGGGCGAGCGGGUGGUGAGCCUGACGCGCCAGGCCGCGGGGCCACGGCGCCGCCCCCUGCACCGCCCUCACAUGGCGGCCGGCGUGUCGGUGCUGGAGUUCCCUCCCGGGGACACGCAUUGGCGCCACGGCACCUGCCCGUUCGAGCGCCAGCCGCGCUCCAUAGAGAGCGUGGACCAGGGCGCGCUCUACUACCGCAACUACUUCCACGGCCACGAGCACCAGAACUGGUUCGGCAUGGAUGAGAACCUGGGCCCGCUGGCAAUCAGCAUCCGGCGGGAGCGGCUGGAGGGCUGCGAGAGUCCCGGCCAGCAGCAGUACCACUACCGCCUGCUCAUCAGGACGAGCGAGCUGAUGACUCUGAGAGGGUCCGUCCUGGAGGAAGCCAUUCCGAACCUUAAGCCCCCUAGCAACAGCAAGACUCUGAACACCAAGGAGGUGUUGGAGUACGUGGCCCCGGAGAUACAGCUGUCCUGCCUGCGGCUGGCCGUGCCGUCGCAGCAGACGGAGGACCAGCUGCUGAAGCUGGAUGAACAGGGCCUCACCACGCACUACAAGGUGGGCGUGAUGUACUGCAGCGCGGGGCAGAGCACCGAGGAGGAGAUGUACAACAACGAGGACGCGGGGCCAGCCUUCCACGAGUUCCUGGAAAUGCUGGGGCAGCGCGUGCGUCUCAAGGGCUUCCACAGCUACAAGGCCGGUCUCGACAACAAGACUGACUCGACGGGCCUGUACUCGGUGUACGCACAGUACCACCACUGCGAGGUCAUGUUCCAUGUGUCGACGUUGCUGCCCUUUACGCCCAACAACAGACAGCAGCUACUGAGGAAGCGGCACAUUGGCAACGACAUAGUGACUAUAGUAUUUCAGGAGCCGGGCGCUCUGCCGUUCACACCAAAGAAUAUUCGUUCUCAGUUCCAGCACGUGUUUAUUGUAGUACGUGUCAUCAAUCCUUGCACAGACAACACACAGUACAGUGUUGCUGUAAGUCGUUCAAAAGAGGUUCCUGUGUUUGGACCUCCAAUCCAUGAGUCGGCUACAUUUUCUAAGUCCAAAGCCUUCGCAGAAUUUCUUUUAGCUAAGAUAAUAAAUGCAGAGAAUGCAGCUCACAGGUCAGAGAAAUUUGCAACGAUGGCGACCAGGACGAGGCAGGAAUACCUCAAAGAUCUCGCCGCAAACUACACCACUUCCAUUGUUCUGGAGACGGGGCAGAAAUUCUCGAUAAUGUCGUUCAGCAGCAGCAAGAAGAAGGAGCGGGCGGGCAGACCCAGGUUCGUGCCUGGGCCGCUGCAGCGCGGGGCGAUAUGCUGGCAGGUGGUGCUGGACGACGGAGGGCAGUCCAUGCUGGUCGACUGCUUCCUGGGCAUCUCCACCGACACGUUCGUGCUGGUGGAGGAGAGCAGCCGCGAGAUGGUGUUCGUGGCGCCGUGCCAGUCCGUGCUGGGCUGGCACACCCAGGCCAGCAGCGUGAGGGUGUACCACCACCAGGGAGAGUGCACCACCAUCCACACGCGGGACGGCGCCGACCACGACGAGCUGCUGGAGAUAGUGGCCAGGCUGCAGGCGGUGACGGGCGGCUGCGAGGCCAGGGAGCUGACCCUGAGACGCAACCAGCGCGGACAGCUGGGCUUCAACGUGCAGCCGGACGGGGUCGUCACCCAAGUGGAGGGCCUGGGGCCCGCGUGGCAGGCGGGCCUGCGCCAGGGCUCCCGCCUCGUCGAGAUCUGCAAGGUGGCUGUGUCGACGCUGUCUCACGACCAGAUGGUGGAUCUGUUGAAGACUGCGGUGGUGGUCACAGUUACCCUCAUACCACCACUGCCCGACGGCUCUCUCCGCAGGGGCUGCUCGGCACAGAGCUGUCGCCUCACCUGGGGCAGCUUCGAGGGGGACUACGAGAAUGUGUCCUCUCCGAGUCCGGAGGAGGGCAUCAGUCCCUCUCGCAAGCCCCAAGAGCCCCAGUCCGUUGUGCCGGGGAACUAUCGGCGCUGGUACGAGCGCAACGUGUCCCCGCCUCGAUCCAGCAACAGCUCGGGAUAUGGCACUGCCAGCAGCAACAAGUCCUUUACCGACUCUCGCUUUCCAGCUAAUCCUGAGGGAACUCUGACCAGCUCGUCCAGCGGCCACUCGAGUGAUGACCGCUGGUACGAGCUGCUGGACACUGUGGGCUGCGAGGGGACAGCAACUGCGAAGGUGGUUGUGGACACCCCUCCCCCACUGCCCGCGCGCCUGGGGUCGAGCGGUGGCAGUGCCUUCCAGCACGUUCCCCCCGCCCACAAAGCCAAAGUGCAGGUGUCUCACUCGCUGCCCCUGCCGCACGCCAGCUUCUCUCUGCCGCUCACCCAGCCAGAUCUGCGUCCUGCCAAGGUGUCUGAGGCCACUGUUAAACCUCAUCAGAAUGACUCUAGCAGUACGCCAUCAGACUGCAGCAAUAGUAGAGUUGUUAAUGAUGGCCACUCAACAGACACCAGUUCUACCAGUGACCGACUGUGUGGGGCACGCAGUGAAGACGAGCUGUCGACGGGCAGCGGCAACGUGUCCCCGCGGCUGCGCCGAGCCAGCAAGCAGCAGGGCGGGACCCUGACGCCCUCGAGCGGCAGCAGUCGCAACCAGAGCCCUCGCCCCAAGGACACGGGGGAGGCGCGGCUGCGGCCGGGCGUGACCCCCAAGAGCAACCGCAACAGCGCCAACCUCGCCUCCAGCACCCUGCAGGAGGACCUCAUGAGACUGAUCAACCCCGACUACUUGGGCGAUGCACCGCCGGAGAGCGGCGGCAAGAAGGAGGAAACAGUGGUGGUUGUGCCGUCUGCUGCGGGGAAAGUGCACAGCAGCAGCCGCUCGCGGGAGAAUCUCUGCGGACCCAGCUCCCAAGACACGUCCGCGGUAGAGGUGAUCCUGACGAUGGCACGCCCGGCCACCGUCAUCUCCAACGCCAGCACGGCAUCCAGCCCGGCCCCCAGCGAGAACAAGCUGCUCAGCAAGGAGGAGAGGCUGUCGCCGCGGGCCACCAAGGCGGACGGGGGGCCCAAGCUGCCCCUGCCGCAGGAGAUGGACUGGCCCAGCCUGGUGGACACGGCCACACGGGCCAUGCUGCAGGUGCGCGACGAGGUCCCGGAGGCGGCCCGCAACGGGGAGAGUCUCGGCCACUGGGUGGACGACAUGAGGCUGGGCCUCACCUCCGCCCCUAGCACAGGGCGGCGUGUGACGGAGCUGCACACUCACCUGGCCAGCCUGGAGUGCCGCGUGGCUCAGGAGACACGACUGCGGCAGUCCCUGGAGGAUGAGGUGCGGCGGUUGCGCGAUGAGAACCGUCGCCUGCAAGAGGAGAGCCACACCGCUGCCCAGCAGCUGCGUCGCUUCACGGAGUGGUUCUUCCAGACUAUUGACAAGCAGUGACUGUACUGCGCUCCCGUAUCGCCAGCUAUUAGUUCAUUCUAUAAACAUAUCAGUAUUUUGCAGCUUGUCUCCAACAGUAUUUUUAUUAUUUCUUUUUUCUAACUGUUCAAAUUCUUAAUACAACUACUUUUGUUCCAUAGUUGUUUCUACUCAUCACAGAUUUCCUGGAUUAAAUAGUUGUGAUUAUCUGGCAGGAUUCUUAAAUACAGAAAGGGUGAGUAGUGACAUGUAUUAGUAUGAAAGAAGAAAAAAAAAACAUGUUUCUAACAAACUGGUUAAUAUAAAAAAAUUCCGUUACUUUCAGAUAUUCACGGUUUCUUUUCUAUUCCAUGUGUGCUGUUCUAGUUUGUCAUAAAAUAUUCAUGUUAAGUUUCAUAGGUUUAUGUUAAGGAGUGGCUAAAAGGCUGGGACCCAGGCGGGCUUUGCGCUGUCUUGACAGGGGAGCAUAACUGUGACCAAAGUUAAAGUACUUUUAAUGAUCCUUUUACUUAAUAUUGGUUUUCAUUUAUAAAAGAAUUAUUAAUUAAUACUGUCCUCUACUCUUAGCAGUGUAAAUUAUAGUAUCUAGCAAAGUAUCAUGUUGUAUUUAUUAAUGCUAAUGCAUAUGUUAAAAAAAGUGACCAGGGGCUAUCCUUGCUGUAACUAACUCAAUAACAUUCGCUUUGCCAUUGGUGGUUAAGAAGAAUUGCAUGUGAACAAAUUUGUGUGAGGGGAGGUGGAAGAUAGAGGGAUUCCAAAAUGCAACACAAUAAAUUAUAGUCAAAUUAUAUAAGAACAAAUAUUGUUAGCAUUUAUAAUUAAAAUCACUGGUGCUUCUAGCACAGUAUUGUCUCUAAGCGCAAGACUCUAACUGGCACAAAGUCUUCUCAUACAUAGGGUGACCAUAUUAUUAGAUGGCAGAGAAAUGAAGAUAAAUGUGUAAUACAAGACCUUCUAGUACUUUCAAGAAUUUGUGCAGGAUGUUCCAUGCCUAAAAAUAUUAUUCCCAAAACAUGCGUUUUAGACAUUUUCACUCUUCUAAAAAUACAGUUCAAAAACAAAAUUUGGAAACAGAACUACUCAUCUCAUCUGCCCUCAGCAUAUUCGUAAGUACUUUUCGUAAACAGACACGACUCGCAUAUCUUGUUUUUAAAUUGUGUGUGCCCAGGUAGGCAGGCCUUUAAAUGUUAGUUUGGUGAGUUUUAAUUUGGUUCUAAUGUUAUUGAGUAAUGAUUUACCAGUGUAACCAAAAUGUAUUCAAGAACUAACAGUAAUUGAAACAUAUUGGAGAAACAGAUAAAUUCUAGCACAUUUUAAUUAGAUGAUAACUAUGCAGUCUGGUUUUUGACAACUGUUUUACUUCCACUAAUUAUAAAAAUUAAAAGAAAAAGUUAUUUUCUUGGAUUAUUCAAUCAAAUUGUGCCCACACAGUAGAAAAAUAAAAUAAAAUGUAAUUAAUCAAUGCGUAGAGAACACAUAGGGCACACACAUGCAUAUAGAAAUAUGAUAAGUACAAAUGAGCAGGUGAGUUGCAAAACUAUCCUUAUCCACCAGAAGUGAUAUUUCAGGAAAUAGGAAAAACUCAUAACUUAAGUAAUUUACAUAUUCUAUGCAGCUUAAUUUUUCUGGAGAAAGAGUGCAAUAAUAUUAGUUGACUAAUGAAAUAUUUUAAAAAUCCAGAUGAACCGCCCUGAUUUAUUCGAGAUUGUAAUAUGGAAAAGGACAGUUUUGCAGCAAACUAGCAUAAAACGACAGUUUUGGUAUUAAAACACGUAAUGGGGUAGUUGAGCUUUUUUUGUAAACUUUACAAACUUUAGCACUAUGUACAUAAUGUUACACAUAAAGCGGAAAUGUUUCUUCUGGAAAGAAUAAAAGUCUACACCACUGGAUCAUCUGCUUCAUCCACAUUGGUGCACUCUUCGAUUGCGUUUCCAUCUGUAUGCUCGACUUAUUCUUGAGCAUCAAGAACAUUUCGGUAGUAUUCUAGAUCUUCCAAGUCUUGCCAGUUCUUACCAAAAUGUUUAGAAAGAAGAUUAUUGACAUCUUUCAGUUUUGCUUUUUUUACAGGAACUGAGUGUAACAAUGGUUCUGGAUUAAUAUUGGCCACAGCCAUGCCCCUUCUGAUGAUAGAUGAAACAGUUUCACAAUCUACUUCAUAGUUGAUUUCGCCUCUAACACGGACACCAUUUUUAAUUCUUGUUAGAAUUAUCCUCUUGCACAUGAUAACCGAAAGUGCCACUGUGCUGUAGGCUUGAGUACAAUUUGCACAGAAGUUUUCCAGUCAAAAACAGGUACUUCCUUUCCAAGUCUCUUGACUGUUCCGAAUAACUUGAAAAUGUAAAUGUAUUCUUCUGGCAAACAAGCCAACCAGCUGACUGAUCAUAACUAUCUCCCAUUGGCCAUACAAAGUAUUCGAUUGUUGGCUUAUAAAGAUAAAUGGUGUGACAUAUUUAUCGUUGAGUAUUAUUCUACGUAUUUAUAUUACGUAAAGCAUAUUUCCCUACACAUUUUAGAGCAUAUUAAGUAAAUUAGCCUUGCUAUUUAUGGAGACCAGUGCUUCAGAAUACACGAUUUCGGAUAACACAAAAAUUUUUAGGAUUGCAUUAGUUGUGUUAGGUGAGGGAUUGGUGUAUCAGAAUUUGUAAUGUUAAUUGUGUCAAGAGUUGUGCAGACUGCUGAAAUAAAAACUUCACUGUGUAGUAUUUGUUUUUUUAUCUCAGAUUAUAUACGGACAGCGGGAAUUUAUGAUAACACAACUAAAGACACUGGGCACUCCACUUUACUCCAAUAUCCAGUUGUUUACAAUAUUCCGUUGUUUAAUGUGUGUGUGUGUGUCCUCUUAGCUCUCUUUGAGAUACUUUUUGUAACGUACGCUGGGCUGCAGGUAAACACUCAAAAAUGAAUAAUAAAAAAUAAGGGCUUGGAAACGUCGGCCCAUAAAACAACACAACAAAAACAAUUACCACAGAGGUGCCCAGACGUCGUACAAAGGAAUUUACUUAUAACCUACUAGGAACUCUAGGAGGCUAUGUGGAUCGAGGAUGAAUAAUAAUGAAAUAACAAGGCUGCUGGUUUGAUUUAUAUAACUGCACAAAAAGUUAUACUGUUACAGGGGGAAAACGUGAUUCAAGCCGCGGUUGAGAUGCUGCGAUCACAAAUCGUCAGCAAACAGUAAUUGAAGCCUGCGAACAAGCGCAGGUGCACUGGGUUGCACAAGAUUACGUCGGAGUGUAGAGUAAUGUAAACAAAAUUAAAUGAAAAUUAAAAAUGCCAAUUUAUUAUUUGUUUUCCUUCUUUAAAAAUUUAAAAUUAAUUUUAAAAUUCAAAAUUUGUGCCCAAAUAAUAUGAUAAACGGCACAUUUGCUUUUACAACGUAGAUAACAUCAAAAAGUAACUUCGUAAUGCUGCUUACAUUGCAUUAAGAACUUUAAUAUCUUCAAUAUUACAAUAUCCAAUGGUUUAAUAUGUGUUUUUAUUAAUUUAAGUAAUUAAUAAGAUUAAUAAUUCUGUUUUUUUUUUUUUUUUUUUCAUAAGUUUAGGUAGACUCAAAAUAUAAGUUCUUUCAGCACAUAUGGAAUAGAAUGAAGAAAUUAAAGUAACUCUUUAAGUUUCGUGUUCAUCUGAAACUGGGAAAAUUAGGUCUGUGUCUUGUAAUUCACUCAGGUCUGACAGUUCUGUAGGAGGCAGUGCAUAGUUAUUAUCCUUCUAUAACUGUUGUCACACACACUAUGUGCCUCUCAUUGUUUCUGUUCAGACAGUGUGGUUCUGGCCCUAGUGUGUGUGUUUAUUUCUAUUGAUAAUUUAUUUUUUAAAAAAAAGUUAUGCAGUGUAACUGGAAUGUGCUGGAACUAAAAAAAAAUCCAAAACUUCUGUGGAAACAUAUUUAUUUAGCAGAGGUGUGCACUUAAGCAUCAUCAUCUGCUGAGGAGAACUAUAACUGCUCAGUGCAGUAAUUCGCUGCUAGAUGAUAGCAGAAUAGCUAUUAAAACAACACUCAGGAUCGUUACAAAAUGCUUUUAAAGUGAUGUGCCUUGUGCAUUCAUCUAGGUGCAAUUAGUCAAAUGCAGAGAUUUCAUGUAAACACUGUGUACAGUAGAACCCUGGUUAUCCCCAACUAGAUCAUCUGAUUUGCGUCUCAACUGUGAUUUUUAUCUGGCCGUGUUACUUUUUAAAUGAACACAACUGUUCUGUCAUUAAAUAUUGCUGCUUGCUAAAUACUGUUAACUACAUCACUAUUAUUGUAACGCACCCAUAAUAUUUUAAAUGUUUAAAAGUACACAAUAUGUAUAUUAAUUGACCUGUUUUGGUUAAAAUAAUCUUACGUAGUAAAUGCUCACAUGAACAGACUGUACACCUCUGUGCGCAGCACGUCAUGUUGCCAUGAAAGACUCACUUCCACUUACUGUGCUGGCUUGGAAUCACCCGUGACCUGUUUGUUCUACUUACCCCUAAAAUAAGGUUACUGCUAAUGUUGUUCAGUUGAGAUAUUGUUGAGUGCUCACAUUCUGACGUGAGGUAGAGUUUUUUUAAAUUGUUUUCUUUAGUAAAGUACAUAACUGCAUUAUGUCAGAAAAUAUUCAAAAGAGAAAUAAAGUGGUUUGACAAUUGAUUGUAAAUUAUGAAACUACAGAAAGUUUUCAGAGCGAAGAGAAAUUUGCGGAACUUGCAAUUUAAUACCGGGAAAAAAUCCUCACAUAUUAUCAGCAGCCAAGAUAAGUAUCUGAAUGGUUUCAACAGGAAAGGUCUGAGGGCUAUGUAACAAUAAACCACCAGCUCUCAUGAAUUAAAAUAUAAUAAAACCAUAACUCUUAAUUUUUCUAAAAAUCAUAGAAGUGAGUUUUGAUUUUGUGCACUAUUACUUAGAGCUGUACCAAUUCACAAAAUUUUGCUGGUAUGCCGAUACGCCAGUACAACUUCUGUCGAUUCAUCGAUUCCAAACAUUUUGGUUAAUAAAAUUUUAUAAAUUUAUUAAAUUACACAAAAUAAAUCAUUCUAAGAAAAGAAUGCAAGCAAAUGCAUUAGUAUAUAACAUAUUUUAUUUUGUUUUCAUUUGUUUGUUGAUGACCCGUUAGUUGCUUAUUUAAACAUGAGUUUACUAAUGGAGGCUAGAAAAUGUAAUUAUUUAAUAUAUAAUUAUAUGAAAUAAGAUUAUUUAAUAAUAUGUAACUAUGAAAUAUUUUGAUUCACAAAAUACAAUGUUUAAAGAAAUGAAUUUAAAUUAUGCAAUAUUGCAAGACUUUGUACAUGUUCACAAUUCAAGACCAGGAAUUCCAAUACCAUCUUAAUGUGUGCGGCUGCGAAAAUGUUUGGUACCAAACAUUUAUAAGGAAAUGUGUUUCAUGUGGUCGCUUUACAUGGGAAACCAUAAAAGUAAUUUACAUUAUGUGAAGUCCUAUAUUAUUUGGUUAUUAUUAGGGAUGGGCGGGUCAAAUCCUCAAAUCCCACAGAAUCUCUAGUAUUUGAAAGAUUCGGGAUUCGAGGAAAAAGAUUUAGGCUUUGAGGGAAAAAAUUCCAAGAAAAAUAUUGGAGUAAAAAUAGGAAAUUUAUCAUGCUUAUUAAUGUUCAUUUUUGUACUUUUUCCAACUCCAUUCCCCAAAAUAUUCUUUUAUUAUUUAUGUAUUGAGUAAAUUAAAUACUCAUCCGGAAAACUUAAUUAUGAAACGAAUAUAAAUGUAUAGGAGUUAUGAAACAAAUAUAAAUGUAUAGGUUGACAUUAAAGGACCCAAAAAUAUGGUGAAGCGCGAAAUUUGCAGUAAACAACAAAAAAUCUAACUGUUUUUAAAGUUAUUCCCGAACUUUCUCAACUUUUUUUGUAAAAACAAAGUUUGGCGUGGUACACAGCUGUUAAGUGAGUUGAUAGAUGCUGUUUCUGAAAUUGCCAUGCAGAACGUCAUAGAUAUUUUAACACAGGAAACAAAUUUCAAUAACAAAGUAUUUUGAUAUAUCUUAAAAAUAAUUUUACAAAGCCCAUCAAUUUUAUUUAUAAACACCACAAACGCGAUACACAGCAUGAUUCUUUAUGCUGUGAUUGUACGUCUUGUAUCUUCAUAGCGUUGGUUAUUUAGUGGGUAAAAUAAAAGAAAGUAUGGCUUUGUUUACAGGAAAAGCUGCAAUGCUUAUAUUUAUUCUUGGUUUUAUGUAUAUUUCUUUCAAGAAAUAAUUGUUAAUGGUAUGUGAAGACAUGUUACAAUGUGUUUAACGUACUUUUAGACCCGUACCCAUGGUUUCAUUUACUUUAUUUAUUAAAACAUCUAGAAAUGUACACAUUGUUUAGGAUCUGCCCUGUUUAUACCUAAAAAUGGAGGUGGUGUACUGCUUCAGUUAGUACCUACUACAUGUUUGAGUGAUUUAACAAGUAAGUUAUUUAAAUUUUUUGGUUGAAUUUAUGAAAGUUAUGGUGUUCUUAUGUAUAUUUUUUGAGAUAGUUCCUGAAACCCGAAACUGUUUUCUAUUUUAUAAAAACAAUGAGUAAUUCUGAAGAAAAGCCUUUUUUACAGUUGGUGGAGGGGGGGGGGGGGGACCUUGAAAAAGACUUUUUCUUAAUUUCUUGGCAUGUUUACAAAUUAUUCUGCAAGAUGGCAUCAUGAUACUUAGAGUAAUUUUUCAUUUUAUCAAUAAUUGUUUAAGUUAGUUAUAAAUAUAAUAAUGUGAUAUUAUGACAUAGGUGGGUUGGUAUAGUUAGCGACAGUUAAAAUAGUGUAAAGUCUUUAGGAAUUACCAAUUUAAAACGAAGGUAACAAUCUCAGAAACAAACCAGUACUAUGAAGAAGCAUUUUGUGUUUGUUAAAAUUUUUAUUUUUGACUCUUGAAACGUAGGUUCGGAUUUGGGGGGUGGAUUCAAGGCACUCUUUGAGAUUCAGAUUGAAUAUUCAGAUUCAAGAAAACAUUUCUUUGCAGUUCAGCAAGUUGGUUAUUUCCAUUGUUUUUAAUGGUAGCCAUAUUCUAAAUAAAGCAAGUUUUUGUUCAGUCUAACUUGACUGUGCUGGCGAUAUAUUUAUUUACCAUGUAUUAGAUUCAAAAAGUUAUUAAAACAUAAGAUGCUUAAGUUUGAUAUUUACGGCUGGCAUGAGUAGCUAAGAAAUUAUGUGAGUUCAAAGUUUGUAGUAGUACAAAAAGUGAAAAGGAUACUGUUGAAUUUUUAGGUAAUGACAGGCAAUUUUAUUUUUCAAUACUAUCGGCCAAAAAUUAACAAGUGUAUCGUGAAUCGGCAGAAAUGCAAAUUGAACUAAAUAUUGGCAAGAUCGGCUUCUGUCGAUUCGUAUCGGCACAGCUCUACUACUACUUGUUGCCAACUAAGAUUGUACAAUCAUCUAUUUUUCAUCACCUGAUGCAAUAAAUACCAGUGUUUACAUGUCACGAAAGUUAUGAAAAAUUGCCUAAAAGAACAUUAAUAUGUUGGAAGUCAAAAAAAAAAAACUAGAUUUUUCAACAGCUUUUUUUUUUUUUUUUUUUUUUUUUUUACUUGCAUUUAGUUUUCUUUAUGUCCCACUUUAUUUUAUGGUACACUUUAAAUAUACUAGAACAGUACUAUACAUUUUAAUCAUAUGAAAAUUAUCUCUGAAAAAUGGUUUUAGCUUUCUAACAUGCAAAUUGGAUGUUCCUGCAGUUAGUAGAUUUAUAUUGUAUUAUGUAUUUAAUUUAGAUUAUUACAUUAAAAAAAUAACAGUGUGAUGAAGAAAAACUGUAAGAUAAUUUUAUUAAAACAUCCUGAAAAGUCAUGUUAAUGGUUCACCAGGUAUUUGUAGUCAGCCUAAAUACUUUACAGAGAGCAGGAUUUAUGUACUGUAUGUACAAACUGUUUCUCUGGCCACAAUUUCUGACAAAAUUUAGUGAAGUAAUGUUAAACUGACUAUAAUGUAAAGUGACUCUACACACAACUUAUUCUAGCAAUAAUGUAAAAAAAAAAAAGAAACAAAA